This is a messenger RNA of Camellia sinensis, 858 nucleotides long. The record is from RefSeq and is a predicted model, not a curated record. Lineage: Eukaryota; Viridiplantae; Streptophyta; Magnoliopsida; Ericales; Theaceae.
UUUUUUUUCCUGAACAAGGCUAUUUCUUGUACCUCUCUUCACAUCUCUCUCCCUCUCUGCCUCUCUCUAAACUGAUAAAAAGGAAAAAAAACUUUGUUGUAACUUUGCCAAGAUAGAAAGAAAACAAGGGUUUACAGCUUACACAUCAAAGAAUGAGCAACAAAGAGGGUUCUUCUAGUGCAUCUAUGGCUAACAAGAUUGUAAGAUAUGAAGAGUGCUGCAAGAAUCAUGGCGCUCGAGCUGGCAAAAGCGCCAUCGAUGGGUGCAAGGAAUUCAUGGCUAUGCUCACGAAUCCACUUUAUUGUGAUGCUUGUGAAUGUCACAGAAACUUCCAUAAAAAAAAAGUUGUUGAAGAUGGGGAGGCUAGUGAUUCAGAGCAGGCUAUUUAUGAAAAUUGUUGCAAGAACCAUGCAAUACGUGUGGCAAAAUUUUCAUAUGAAGACGGGUGCUUGGAAUUCAUGCCAAGCGAAGGCGGCGACAAGGCUGAAGACUCCAGAGCUAAGCUUAUCUGUGCUGCUUGCGGCUGCCACAGGAACUUCCAUAAAAGAAAAGUGGGGGAGAAAGUUGUUCCUAGGCGGUCGCCACCAGUUUACUAUGGUGGCGGGUAUGACAGCGAUGACUAUUAAUUGAGACUAAAUUACCACACAAUAUUUUCUAUUCUCAAGUCUAUGCUUCUAUCUUAAUAAACCCUUAAUAAUUUGAUCUUGUAAUAACAUUAUUAUGUUUAUAGAUUUCUAUGUAGAAUAAAGCUUGCCUCAGACUGGAGGGUUCAGUUUGCAAAGAUGUGAGCCUAUCUCGGGCCUAUUCUGGUGCUACAAACAGUUCAACUUGUCGGAUCAAUUGAGGAUACUAUUCAUG